Molecule: messenger RNA, 3521 nt
Organism: Salvelinus fontinalis (brook trout)
Lineage: Eukaryota; Metazoa; Chordata; Actinopteri; Salmoniformes; Salmonidae
Product: connector enhancer of kinase suppressor of ras 3-like
Exons: 13
Coding region: 201-1874 (557 amino acids)
Biological process (GO): regulation of signal transduction
Cellular component (GO): cytoplasm; membrane
Molecular function (GO): protein binding
Source: RefSeq, a predicted model, not a curated record
UGUUGUUUCCCCACAUGCGAUCGGUCUGUCAUCGGGGCUGUAGCGGGAGAGGCGUGCGUGAUAGGACUAUGUCCAUGUAAUUUGGUCGUAGUUACAUGUCUAUUAUGCCUACUAUGUGGAAAUACUGAUUUUUCAUCAAAGCUAACUUAAAAGACAAAGAAAAAAAAGCCGGUUCAAUUUUAGAGAGCACCAUUUCAAAGAUGGAUCCCAUAACAAAGUGGACUUCUAAACAAGUUGUAGAUUGGAUAAGAGGCCUGGACGACAGCCUACAGCAGUAUGUCCCGUACUUUGAGCGUGAGAAGAUUGACGGGGAGCAGCUGUUGAAGAUCUCCCACCAGGACCUGCUAGAACUGGGUGUGACCAGGAUUGGACACCAGGAACUGGUGCUGGAGGCAGUCGACCUGCUCUGUGCUCUGAACUAUGGGGUGGAGAAAGACAACCUGAAGACUCUGGUUGGUCGUAUGAGAGCGGCGUCCAACAACCUCCACAACUCAGCGUCGGAGCGCAGAAAGAACCCGCCGUACGAGGGCAAGAAGUCCCACAAACCCCCCAAUGACUUCCUCACUGCUGUGGUGGAGGUCAUCGGAGCAGCCAAGAGUCUACUGGCCUGGCUGGACAGGACUUCUCUGACGGGGAUCAGUGACUUCACCUCCACUAAGAACAGGAUCAUUCAGCUGUGUCUGGAACUCACCUCCACCGUUCAGAAGGACUGCACAGUUUAUGACAUGGAGGAGAAGAUUCUGGAAGUGUCUGUGGCUCUGAACGUGAUCAGUGAGCAGACGAUGAGGACGACCUCUGACCCCCAGAAGAGUCAGAUGGCCUGUCUGGAGGAGGUCCAUAUCACCAACAUCAGACCUAGGGAUGGACUGGGGUUGUAUAUCAAAUCCACCUAUGACGGGCUUCACAUCAUCACUGGAACUACAGAACAUUCUCCAGCAGAUAGAACACACAGGAUCCACGCAGGAGACGAGGUCGUCCAGGUCAACAAGCAGACAGUGGUGGGCUGGCAGCUGGAGAAACUGGUGGGUAAGCUGAAGGCGGACCCAGCAGGUGUUACUCUGGUGGUAAAGAAGAGGCCCUCGGGUACCUUUAGCUUCACCCCGGCCCCCCUGAAGAACAUGCGCUGGAGGCCCCUUCUGGUGCAGAGCGCCCUGAGUAUGCAUAAGAUCCAGUCUCCAAAACAUGCCUGUGAAGCACGCAUGAAAAAAGAGAAGCCAGCCAUUCUGGACCUAUUUAUCCCUCCUCCCCCCACUGUACCCUAUACCCCACGAGAUGAGAAGCCUAAUGCCAGUGUCAAACUGAGACCGAAGGGUUCACAGUCGCCAAACUCCUUCCUGGAUGAGGGCAGACGGCGCUUCACCAUCGCAGACUAUGACAACAAAAUCAGAGUCUGCCCCCCUCCUGAACCCAGCCUCCAACCAGCCCCAGUAGCCCGCCUGAGACAACGGACAUCCACACGGGGUAAACCACGGCCCCUGUCCAUGCCUGUAGACUCGUGUUUGGGCAUGUCUGAUUCGUCUUCCAGACCCUGGCCCCAAGGGAGAAAAGGAGAGGACAUCCUGCACAGAUACCUGAGUAACGAGCGCAUCACCACCAUCUCUGAGGAGGCCUCGUUCUUCCCCCUACCCUACAGACCCCUGGAGGGGCGAUCUGGCCAGCUGGUCCGCGGCGUCGACCACAUCCGGGGCUCCCAGUGCUUCAUCAAUGCUGACCUGCACAACAGCGCCACCAUCCCCUACCAGGAGGCAUUGUGGAAAAAGGCCCCGGCUACGACUCUGACCCCUAGUGCUGCUGCUACUCCCAAACCCCCUCCGUCUGAACCCUCUUCGAUCCUGGGGGGCUGGCUAGCCCGGCUCAGGCUGUUGAGUCAUUGACGAGUGCCUCGAUCUUGUGGACAGUGGAACGUGUGUCGCCCCCACUGCCUUUACCUUGCUAUAAUCGAACAGUGGUAUGGUUUCUCCACUCAGUAUUCUGACUAACACGUACCAUUCCUGGAACGUUCUGUUGGAACUUGGAACACUAAAACAGCCUUUGGAAGCUUUGCUUCAUUUCAACUCCACAUAGCCUAGGGGUAGACCAUUUGGUUGGAUCUCUCACUACAUUUCAACUCCACACAGCCCAGGGGUAGACCAUUUGGUUGGAUCUCUCACUACAUUUCAACUCCACAUAGCCCAGGGGUAGACCAUUUGGUUGGAUCUCUCACUACAUUUCAACUCCACACAGCCCAGGGGUAGACCAUUUGGUUGGAUCUCUCACUACAUUUAAACUCCACAUAGCCUAGGGGUAGACCAAUUGGUUGGAUCUCACUACAUUUCAACGCCACAUAGCCCAGGGGUAGACCAUUUGGUUAGAUCUCUCACUACAUUUCAACUCCACAUAGCUUAGGGGUAGACCAUUUGGUUGGAUCUCUCGCUACAUUUCAACUCCUUGGCGUGACAGACUUGGUUUAGAUUCAAUAUGCUGACAGAUUCAGAAUGUUUCGUGGAGGAGUUGGAGAAAAUGACAAGAGAGUUUCUGUUUCUGCUCAUUUUCCUAAUCAAGAGAAGGACUGUCAUUCAGGUUUAGGGAACAUUAGCCUUGCUUCUGUAGGUGAACUGUCAUACUUGUAAAUUGUUAAGUUAUUUAGUUUGUGUCUGUACAGAUUUCUUGUACAUGUGUUUAAAAUCAUUUUAAGAAGUUGAUUUGAUUUUUGUACCGAUUUAUUUUGUAUUUCAUUCCAUGAGUUGAUAUAUAGAUAUAAUGAAAGCCUAUCAUUUUAUUUGAGAUAAUGUGCUUCUCUUCAUAGUGUUUCAUGUUACUAUGCGAUGGACAUAACUGCCAGAGUUGGCCUUUCUUAAAGCUACCGUAUGAAAACCCUUGAUCCGGUGCUGUUACAAAUAGUGUGUGUUUGUGUGAGUGAGUGAGUGAGUGAGUGAGUGAGUGAGUGAGUGAGUGAGUGAGUGAGUGAGUGAGUGCGUAUGUACAUGAGGUAGUAUGUACAUGUAGGUAGAGUUAUUAAUGUGACUAUGCAUAGAUGACAACAGAGAGCUGCAGUGGUGUGGAGAGGGAAGGGGGGGGGGAAAUGCGAAUAGUCUUGGUAGCCAUUUGACUAGAUGUUCAGGAGUCUUAUGGCUUGGGGGUAGAAGCUGUUUAGAAGCCUCUUGGAUCUAGACUUGGCGCUCCGGUUCCGCUUGUCGUGCCCGCUUCACGACUGUCAUGGGGUGCUUGGACCAUGUUAGUUUGUUGGUGAUGUGGACCCCAAGGAACUUGAAGCUCUCAACCUGCUCCACUACAACCCCGCUGAUGAGAAUGGGGGCGUGCUCAGUCCUCCUUUUCCUGUAGUCCACAAUCAUUUCCUUUGUCUUGAUCACGUUGAGGGAGAGGUUGUUGUCCUGGCACCACACGACCAGGUCUCUGACCUCCUCGCUAUAGGCUGUCUCGUUGUUGUCGCAACUCACAAUACUUUUCAAGUGCUUUGCAAUAUGAAUACCUCUGUGAUAGUUUCAACAUUUUCUAAACUAUAAUAAAAAGAUGCAAUUUCA